GAGGACCAGGGGAGGCGCUUCUUGCUGGGGAGAGAGAAGAGAAAGAAAGAAAGGAACAGACCUGGAAAGUUUGGAAGAGAAAUUUUGCGAUUUGCUAAGCUGCCUACGGUUUUCGUUGCCAAGACGCAGUAAUGUCACACAGUUCCAAACAGCAGUCAGCUGGGCUCGUGAAUGCUGCUGCUAAAACUCCACAUGGAAGUUUCCUCGUGGCUGUUAAGCAAGAGAAGGGUGAGACCCCACAAUUAAUUGUGGAGAAACCCCACAGUGAAGAGGAGGUGAGGUCCCUGCCUGUGAAGAAACGGGGAUGGCCGAAAGGUAAGAAGAGGAAGAAAAUUCUCCCCAAUGGGCCCAAAGCUCCAGUGACAGGCUACGUCCGCUUCCUGAACGAACGGCGGGAGCAGAUCCGAAUGCAACACCCAGAUUUGCCCUUCCCAGAAAUCACAAAGAUGCUGGGGGCGGAAUGGAGCAAAUUGCAGCCCACAGAGAAACAGCGCUAUUUGGAUGAGGCUGAGCGGGAAAAGCAACAAUACAUGAAGGAAUUAAGAGAAUACCAACAGUCGGAAGCUUAUAAAAUGUGCGCUGAGAAGAUGCAGGAAAAGAAAAUCAAAAAAGAGGAAGGUGGGUCUGGAGCAGGGAACACACUCCUGAAUGGGUUCAAGGCUGAGGAGGGUAGCAGCAAUGGUUUCUCGACAUUUGACGUUCCCAUAUUCACGGAGGAGUUCUUGGACCAGAAUAAAGCCCGGGAAGCUGAGCUGCGGAGGCUGCGGAAGGUGAACACGGAGUUCGAAGAGCAGAACUCCAUUUUGCAGAAGCACACGGAGAGCAUGAGCUGUGCCAAGGAGCGCCUGGAGCAGGAGCUGCUGCUGGAAAAGAGGCAGAUGAUGGUUCUGCAGCAGCAGCUGCAGACGGUGCGGCAGGCGCUGACCACCAGUUUCGCCAGCCUUCCCAUUCCAGGUACUGGGGAGACGCCCACACUGAGCACUUUGGAUUUUUACAUGGCGAAACUUCACAGUGCCAUUGAGAGCAACCCCAUGCAGCACGAGAGGCUGGUCACCCGCGUCAAGGAGAUUCUCUCCCAGAUCGCCAGUGAGCACUUGUGAACUGCUGUGGGUCCCUCGUGCAUCUUGAAAAUGUUUCUUCUACAGCCUGUAGCUGUCAUCUUCUGGAUCUUCUUUGUUUCUUCUCUUCAGGGAAACUCGCCUUCUGCAUUUCUGAAUCUUCUAGGAACAACUCUUUGUUUGCUUUUUGUUCCUUCUACCAUGCCCUGAAGUUGCUUAGUGGAACGGUAGAUUACUACACAAAGCACAUGAUUAAUUCUAAGUUUACUGGAUUCCAAGAUCUGGCUUGAGAGGGUAGGACUGUAUCUUACAGUAUCAUCUUCUAACCUACCAGAUCAUGUAAGAAUAUUAUAAGGCUUAGGGGUGGAGAGAUUAGUCUUAUUUUUAGUCUGUAUAAAUACCAUUUGUGUUCAUUCAUAAAUCCCUUCCGCUCCAUUUCCACAUUAACUUGGAAUUUUUAAAAAAGCUGCACAAAACCUUACCAUCUGUAUUGUUUAAUCCAUUGUGCAUUUCUACAUGUAUUUAAAUACAAUUUAUUGAGAUGCAUUUUACCCCAAAGUAUUCAUUUUAAAAUCUGCUUUGAGACAAAGAGUAGCAUUGGAAAAUUGGGAAUUGUGUGAAGUCCAAAGGAUAAUGAGGUUCCAAUUGACACCCCGGUUGGAGAAGUGGAGAUCAAGUCUGUCUGUAUCAGAAUUUGUAAAGGAUUCUUCAAGCGUCUAUAAUGGGCUGCUUUGUAGCAAUUCCUUUCUUCUGGCUGGUGUUUCAAGUUUUAUAGAAUAUUCUUUUUUAAAAAACUGCAGAUGGCCAGAUUAGAACUGGAACUCCUUAAAAACCGAUUGACGCCUUCCACUUUAUACCUGAACUUGUCAGUCUGGUAUUGUUGUGGCCGCGGGGGUUUUUCGAGUGGCAGGCAAUCAGCCCUUUUCCAGCCCUGCUGUUGAGAAUCAUUUUAACUGGAACGGCCAAGAACUGAAGCUGCAACUUUCUGCUGAUAGCAGCCUGUGUUUUGCCUUUCACAGAGUUGCAAGCCCACUCUUUUUAAAAUUAAUUCCUCCCUCGCCAUCAUAUAUGUGCAGGGAGAGAAAGAGGGAGAGAGAUGGUGAAAAAUCUGGUAGGUAGGAUGCUGAAUUCAAUGGCCUGAGAACCUAGGCUCUGUGCCUUUGGAAAAAUGAAGUUCCUAGUCUGCAGUUGGUGGAACCACCGAUACAGGAAUUGAAGGAGAGGAUUUUCAGAACUGUUUGCUCUUUCCCAUGGAAAGAAGAGAAAAUAACAUAUCAAUGGAAGGACCAUGCUGCUUCAGAACAAGGGUCAAGUUAGUCCAGUAUUCUGCUCACAAAAUGGAACCCAAGUACUGCUGUGUUGCCUGCACCAUGGUUCCCAACAGCAGGUAUUCAGAGACAGAAAAUACAUAGAAAAAUGUGAUUUUCCUAAUGACAGCUGGCUACAAGACCUAAUCUGUUGGUGGACAACCUGAGUUCACUUGGCCUAAAAUAGGAAUUUCUCUGUUAGCAUACUCCUGCCUGCUUUCUCAUGAUUUUAAAAAUCCAGUCUUUAGCCUUUGAAUUAGUUCUGACUCCCAUAGACCUUCAGAAUCAUUUCGUUUCUUAGUGUUGAGUACUAAUUGGGAUUAAAAUUGUUUUAGCAAAGAGGGAAGUCGCUAUGUUGCUUUUGGGGGUGCUGGAAUUACUUUUUUUUUUAAACAAAAUAAAAUACUUGCAAACACAA
This is a messenger RNA of Varanus komodoensis (Komodo dragon), 2783 nucleotides long. It is a transcript of the gene HMG20B, whose product is annotated as high mobility group 20B. The transcript is spliced from 10 exons. Gene Ontology annotation, cellular component: nucleus. Gene Ontology annotation, biological process: regulation of gene expression. The record is from RefSeq and is a predicted model, not a curated record. Bases 132 to 1100 code for a protein of 322 amino acids. NCBI's taxonomy places the organism in Eukaryota, Metazoa, Chordata, Lepidosauria, Squamata, Varanidae.